Messenger RNA from Sycon ciliatum, 1217 nucleotides. RefSeq lists its product as uncharacterized. The coding region runs from base 137 to 949 and encodes 270 amino acids. Lineage: Eukaryota; Metazoa; Porifera; Calcarea; Leucosolenida; Sycettidae. Gene Ontology annotation, molecular function: oligosaccharide binding. The record is from RefSeq and is a predicted model, not a curated record. The transcript is spliced from 4 exons.
CACAAAGAGUGACGGUCAGAGUGCGCUGUUGCGGACAUAACGUAAUUUUAUUCAAGGUAUCUAGGUGAGCCAGUAACGUUAUCUGUAACACGGCAGCUGGUGUGUAUACCUACACGGAGAUUGAGUAUCUACGGGCAUGUACCGACAGCUGCUUGGCAACCUGCUAACGUACAAGUGCAGUAGCUCGCAGCGGGGGAACGUUCGCUACAGCCUUCUGCAAGCGGGAGUUCAGUUCUGUGAUGGACGGAUAUGGAGAUUGGUGAACCCGCACGGUCAAAAAUCAGCCAUGGAUACUAGCUGUGAUGGCGUCAGGCUUAACGGGCAUUCACGUGGUGACGGCCUUUACACGCUUGCACUGGCUAGUAGUGACACUGAAUACAAGGCGUUCUGCGAUAUGACAACGGAGGGUGGUGGAUGGACGCUGUUCGCCACCAAGGCAUCCUACAACUUUGACUACAUGUCACCAGCAUUCAAUCCGUUGGCUGCCAGGGCUCAGGACUUUGACGCGGCCGGCUGUAUUCCCACGGACAACUACACGCAAGUUUUGUUCAGGUUCCGCGAUGACGACGGUUCUCGAGUCGUCUACACACGUGGGGUUGGCAAGAUGUCUGCAGGCAAGAUAGCUCUGGACAGCCUUCUGCGCUGCGACAAAGCUUUUACAGGACGGACGCUUGUCAGCGUGGACGGAUUUUACAGGACCACUCCUCGGGUCAACAAAGGCAUGCGUGAUCCGAGUAUCAAUUUCAAAACCGUGCAGAGACUCAGUAUGAAUCCCACUGCAGGUAUUUCAGAGGACCAUAGAGAUUCGAAUCAGUGGCUCGACCUCUGGGGUGGUCCUGGCGGAAGUACUAGUAAGUUCUUUUCAGUGGACGAUGCAAAGGCGAAGGGAACCAAGUGCGUGGCUGGCACGUGUCGCCUUCAGGAGCCAGUCUACUUGAUGUAUCGCUGAUAUUUGCACUGAGCCUGCAAUCUGCAUAAAGCGAAUGGACUUCUGCUUACAACCGUUGCCUUAAUGAUGUCUCAUUCACUUAUUAGCUUUCUGCCUCUCUUUCAAGUCCAUAUCCAUUGAUUAUCGUUUCUCUUUUUUUGGUGUCCUCGUUUAGUAAUAAUACAAUAUUCGCGGGAUCCGCGUUAGCAUCACUUGAAUGUUCAGAAACACACAAGCUAUAGCCUUCGCUUCCGGAGGCCACCACUAUGAUAUAUGCCUUUUCACCUGA